CGGCGCGCGCCCGGGUCCCAGGCGCCGCGGCCCCUCCUCGCCGGCGCGGCCGCUCCGCUAAUCGCCGGCGCGGCCUCAUUUGCAUAGGCCGCUGGAGGCCGGCCAAUCGGCGCGGCCCUGGGUAAUGGCCGCGCAUUAUUCACCAGCCUAAUUGCUCAGCCCCAUGCGCGGCCCGCGCAGCCGCCGCCGCCGCCCCGCGCCCCGCGCCCGCCCGGCCGCCCCGCGCCCGCCCCGCGCCGUCCCCGCCGGCCGCCCCGCGGAGGCCGCGGCCCCGCGCGGGCCCGGAGCGCCGCUAGCAGCAUGUCUCGGCGCAAGCAGGCCAAGCCCCAGCACCUCAGGUCGGACGAGGAACUGCCGCCGCCGGACGGGGCUCCCGAGCACGGCGGCCCCGGGGACGGCGCGGAGGACGGCGACAGCGGCCACGACAGCCGCAGCGGCGGCGAGGACACCAGCGUCUGCGAGCGGUGCUGCGCCGAGUUCUUCCGCUGGACCGACCUCCUGCGCCACAAGCGGAGCUGCACCCCCCACCCGCUGGUGCUGAUCGUGCACGAGGAUGAGCCGGCCCCGCCCGCCGAGGACUUUCCAGAACCUUCCCCCGCCAGCCCGCCGCCGCCGCCCCCGCCGCCGCCGCCGCCAUUGCGCGAGGGCGAGGGCGGCGAGCGCGCGGGCGCCGAGGGCGAGCGCGCGGGCGCCGAGGGCGAGGCCGCGGAGGCCGGCGGCGAGGGGCGGGCCCCGGCGCCCGCGGCGGCCGAGCCCAUGGACGUGGCGGCCCCCGCGGACCCGGGCCCGCCCGCGCCCGCCGCCCCCGAGCCCGCGCCCGCCGCCUUCGGCGUGCCCAGCACCAACGUGACGCUGGAGACGCUGCUGGGCACCAAGGUGGCCGUGGCGCAGUUCUCGCAGGGGGCGCGCGCGGGGGCCGCGGCGGGCGCGGCGGGCGCCGUGGCCCUCCCCGCCAUCCUGGAGCAGCUCGUGGCCCUGCAGCAGCAGCAGAUCCACCAGCUGCAGCUCAUCGAGCAGAUCCGCAGCCAGGUGGCCCUCAUGAGCCGCCCGCCCGCGCGCGCCCCGCCGCACCCCCACGCGCCCGGGCCCGCGCCGGCGCCGCUCCCGGGCCCGGCCCCGCACCCGGCCCUGCAGCUGUCCGCGCCCGGGGCCGGCGCCGCCCCCGCGGGCUCGGGCCCCGCCGCCCCACCGGCGGCCUUCGAGGGCCCCCCGGCCCUGCUGCAGCCGGGCUCGGGCCCCGGCGGCCCGGCCGAGCCCGGGGCCCCGGCGGCCUCCGGGGCGGGCCCGGGCUCCGGAGCCGCGGCCUCCGUGUCCGGCGCGGCGGGCAGCGCGUCCCAGCCGCAGAGCGCGUCCACGUCUCCGGCCCUGGCCACCGGGCCGCCCCCGGGCUCGGGCCCCGGCCUGCCAAACCCCCUGCUACCUCAGACCUCGGCCAGCAGCAGCGUCAUCUUCCCCAACCCGCUGGUGAGCAUCGCCGCCACGGCCAACGCGCUAGACCCCCUGUCGGCCCUCAUGAAGCACCGCAAGGGCAAGCCCCCCAACGUGUCGGUGUUCGAGCCCAAGGCCAGCGCCGAGGACCCCUUCUUCAAGCACAAGUGCAGGUUCUGUGCCAAGGUCUUUGGCAGCGACAGCGCGCUGCAGAUCCACCUGCGCUCGCACACCGGGGAACGGCCCUUCAAGUGCAACAUCUGCGGGAACCGCUUCUCCACCAAAGGCAACCUGAAGGUGCACUUCCAGAGGCACAAGGAGAAGUACCCCCACAUCCAGAUGAACCCCUACCCCGUCCCCGAGUACCUGGACAACGUGCCCACCUGCUCGGGGAUCCCCUACGGCAUGUCGCUGCCCCCGGAGAAGCCGGUGACCACCUGGCUGGACAGCAAGCCCGUGCUGCCCACGGCGCCCACCUCCGUGGCGCUGCAGCUGCCGCCCAGCAUCGCGGGCAACCACGGCUACACCGACUCCCCCAGCGUCACCCCUGCCAGCCGCUCCCCGCAGAGGCCCUCUCCGGCGUCCAGCGACUGCAUGUCCCCGGGCCUCGGCCAGGGGGAGCCCGGCCUGGCCGGGGCCUCCGAGUCCCCGCAGCCACUCCUCAGUGGGCCCGCCCUGACGAAAACCGAGCCGGUCAGCCUGCCUUGUGCCAGCGCCAGGACCGGGGAGGCCCCCGUGGCGGCCGGGCAGGUGGGCGGGCUGCCCACGUCCUCGGCCACCACCAUCACCGACAGCGCCUCCACGAGCCUGGGUAGCCCCGGUCUUCCCGCCGCCGUCUCUGACCAGUUCAAGGCCCAGUUCCCCUUCGGCGGGCUGCUGGACUCUAUGCAGACGUCGGAGACCUCCAAGCUGCAGCAGCUGGUGGAGAACAUCGACAAGAAGAUGACCGACCCCAACCAGUGCGUCAUCUGCCACCGCGUGCUGAGCUGCCAGAGCGCGCUGAAGAUGCACUACCGGACGCACACGGGCGAGCGGCCCUUCAAGUGCAAGAUCUGCGGCCGCGCCUUCACCACCAAAGGCAACCUGAAGACCCACUUCGGGGUCCACCGCGCCAAGCCGCCCCUGCGCGUGCAGCACUCCUGCCCCAUCUGCCAGAAGAAGUUCACCAACGCCGUGGUCCUGCAGCAGCACAUCCGCAUGCACAUGGGCGGCCAGAUCCCCAACACGCCCCUGCCCGACAGCUUCCAGGACGCCAUGGACGCCGAGCUGCCCUUCGACGACAAGAACGCGGAGACCCUGAGCAGCUUCGACGACGACCUGGACGACAACUCCAUGGAGGAGGACGCGGAGCCGAAGGACACGGCCAGCGACUCGUCCAAACCGCUCCUCUCCUACGCGGGGUCCUGCCCGCCCUCCCCGCCCUCGGUCAUCUCCAGCAUCGCCGCCCUGGAGAACCAGAUGAAGAUGAUUGACGCGGUCAUGACCUGCCCGCAGCUGACCGGCUUGAAGUCCGUGGAGAACGGGUCCGGGGACAGCGACCGCCUGAGCAACGACUCCUCGUCCGCCGUGGGAGACCUGGAGAGCAGGAGCGCGGGCAGCCCCGCGCUGUCGGAGUCCUCGUCCUCGCAGGCGCCGUCGCCCACCCACAGUCACGGGGAGAGCUUCCGUUCCAAGUCCCCGGGCCUCGGCGCCCAGGAGGAGCCCCGGGAGAUUCCCCUCAAGACAGAGAGGCCCGACAGCCCGGCCCCCGGCCCCGGAAAUGGAGGCGCCCUGGACCUGACGGCGGGCCCCCCCGGCCGGCCCGCCAUCAAGGAGGAGACCCCCUUCAGCCUGCUGUUCCUGAACCGAGAGCGGGGUAAGUGUGCGAGCACUGUGUGUGGUGUCUGUGGCAAGCCCUUUGCUUGCAAGAGCGCGCUGGAAAUCCACCACCGCAGCCAUACCAAGGAACGGCCGUUUGUCUGUACGCUCUGCAGGCGGGGCUGUUCCACUAUGGGUAAUUUAAAGCAACACUUGCUGACGCACAGAUUGAAAGAGCUGCCUUCUCAGGUGUUUGACCCCAACUUUACUCUAGGUCCCAGCCACAGCACCCCUGGCCUGGUCGCCAGUCCCGCACCCACCAUGAUCAAAAUGGAGGUGAACGGUCACAGCAAGGCCGCGGCCCUGGGCGAGGGCCCGCCCCUGCCGGCCGGAGUCCAGCUCCCCACAGGGCCCCAGGCCGUGAUGAGCCCUGGCCUGGCACCCAUGCUGGCACCACCGCCACGCCGGACCCCCAAGCAGCACAACUGCCAGUCGUGUGGGAAAACCUUCUCCUCGGCCAGCGCCCUGCAGAUCCACGAGCGCACCCACACCGGGGAGAAGCCCUUCGGCUGCACCAUCUGCGGCAGGGCCUUCACCACCAAGGGCAACCUCAAGGUGCACAUGGGGACGCACAUGUGGAAUAACGCGCCCGCCCGGCGUGGGCGCCGCCUGUCUGUGGACAACCCCAUGGCCCUCCUGGGCGGCGACGCCCUCAAGUUCUCCGAGAUGCUGCAGAAGGACCUGGCUGCCCGGGCGAUGAACGUGGACCCCAGCUUCUGGAACCAGUAUGCCGCAGCCAUCACGAACGGGCUGGCCAUGAAGAACAACGAGAUUUCCGUCAUCCAGAACGGAGGCGUGCCCCAGCUCCCAGUAAGUCUAGGCGGAGGCGCCAUCCCCCCCCUGGGCGCCAUGGCGGGCGCGGUGGACAAGGUGCGCACGGGCGGCAGCCCGCCCGUUGUCAGCUUGGACAAAGCGAGCUCUGAGACGGGAGCCAGCCGGCCCUUCACCAGGUUCAUUGAGGACAGCAAGGAGAUUGGCAUAAACUAGCCGCCCGCACCGGGACCCUGUCUGUCCGCUCUGCCCGGCGUCCGCUCUGCCCUGCGUCCGCGUGCUGCAGUUGGAGCGUCAGGCUUUGGACCCUUUAUGCCUAGAUUCUCGUUAAAAUUUUGCUCGUGGCAGAGGGCGCUUUGGCGGUGUCGCUGCCAAAAGGUGGUCUGGCCGGCCGUCGCACGCUCCGCUCGGCAGGGGCUCCGACUGUUCCUAAGAACUCCACAGCCUUCUCUAAAGUCCCAGUCGGGAACAGUGCUCGGAACACUGCCUUAGGAACAGAAAGGUCUCAGACCUAGCUACCUUGUUACCCCUGGAGAGAGGGCCCUGCCCCCGAGGAGCCCUGGCAAGCCCCAUCCCACAGAUCUAUUCCGAUUAGGUAGGAACUCGAACUGUGUUUUAGGAACUCUUCGUCUCAAAGGAGUGGUUGGGUGUUACCACUGCUGUGUAUUACGACCACCGUGUCUUGUCGGUAGUAUUUAUAAUGUUAAGAUAAUGCGGGUAACAGACAAUAAAAUAGCCCAACUUCAAAUGAAGCUUUUGUACUGCAGAAUACAUCUGGCUAUGUGAUUUUUUUUUUUAAGCAAGAUUUGUUUUUACUAUAAAUACAAGGAUUAUUCCAGUGCAGGCAGAAUUGUGACGCUCUAUGGGAAAGAUCGCAUGCUUCUCGUGUGCAAGUACCUGUCAGUAACAAGCCUUUCCUUUCUUCUUUUCUUUUUUUUAAUUUAAGUGUUUGUAGCUGCUAUGUGAACAGUUUUUUCCUGGUUUGGUCUGUAGCCAGCAGUUGAUUAGGGAAUGAGUUACACACAAACAUCACCAUCUCUAUUCACAGCAUUAUAAACAGUUGUGAGUAAAUACUUCACAUUAUCAAAGCUGUACAAUAAAAGGGUAAUGUUUGUAUAAUGUGGUUGCAAACUCUUAAUUUAUACAAUUGCACUUUUAGUAUUUUGUAUUAGGGAGGUUUGUCUAUAAUUUGAAAAUUUAAAAAGAUGUAAAGUAUUUUAUAAAUAGUACUUCGGUUUAAGGAAGAUGGGGACACGAUCCUGUUAUGAUUUAUUGUUUUGUCUUAAGGUAGACAACAUGAGAAAUCUAUGCUCCUUAGGCAGCAAAGCCACCAAGACUUGUCAGCAGUGCCUCAGUAAAAUAAGGCCUGCCAUUUCUUAAAUUAACAUGAUUUAUUUAACUUUUCUACAAAGCUCAUUUAAGAACUGUGACUACCCUAGUGAAACUUUGACAGAUCCUACGACUGUGACCCCAGGCCAGGAAAUAACCAGGAGAGCGUUGUGUAGGUGCGGUCCGCCAUGGGCCUCCAUCUCCUCCACACACACAAGAGCUGACUGCCUGCGGUGCCCGGGUCCCGGUAAAUGAGAGCAAAAGCAAGUGUCUGGCAGCAUUAUCCGUCCUCACUUAGAACUUCUCACGGUCUGUGGUCUUCUGAAAAUCACACAAAGCACAAUGUCCUCUGAUUAUUGAAAAUCCAAUCUUUCACUGAUGACUGUCUAAAGCAAGGAGCCGGGAGGCGGGCCUGAAUCAAAACUUGAACGUCAGUGUUGUGUGUACUACCUCAUUUUGUGCGUCGGAAGCAUGCUGGGAGCUGACGUGAUGAACUUCAAACCACAGAAUUGCCCCGAGAGAGACUGUAGGUAGCUGGGUAACGGUGCGAGGGGCUGUCUGCUCCUGAAGACCGAAUCAGACAGUGAGUCUUCUCAUAGGAAACAGAAAAACAGAACAGUCUUCUAACACAACCACCGCAACACUGCUGUGGGAAGGAAAAUGGGCUGCUUCUGCCGGCUCGUGGCGGAGCCGAGUCUCGAAGGCUCGUUAGCUGUUGGUUUCUUUGACGUGGACCUGGAACUCUAGGGCUGUUUCUCACCUGGGCAGGGUGGCAGCCGGGCCAGCUCUGUGCCGACUGGUUGGAUUUCAGUGUCGGGGAAGGGAACGCAAGGUGGCUAAUGUGACUGUGCUCCAGCAGUUGAAUGUUUUGUUAUUUAUGUCCUUUUGGUGUGAUUUCUUUGGGGGUGGGGGGUGGUAUUUAGUACCAUGUUAGUGUCCUUCCUUCUCCCAAAAGGAUAUGUAUAUAACGGAAGAAAAGAGAAAUGUAAAGUGUAAUAAAUAAGAUGGCUCAUGAAGUCCAUGGAGACCCGCCCCUCCCGGCGUUCAGGCAGGCUCGUCCUUCUGCGUGGUGAAGAGACACUAUUUUUAUACGGUAGUACCAUGUAGGGCGAGGGCCGUCCUGGGAGACGGGGGUGGUUACCUAGAUCCAAUAUUUUUUAUGAUAAAUCUUGUUGCUUGACACAUCUGCUGACUGAAAUGGAUGUCCUAGUCUAGGGUACUAUUUUUGUCACCUGGAACUGAAUAAAAUGCAGGAUGUAAUAUGAUUUCUGAAUUGCGUUCCUUGAUUCUUCUGACGGAGAAGUGGCAUUGGAGGCGCUGGUCACCGUCAGUGGCUGUGUGUCUGUGGUAUUUCUUGACAGGAUCGGCAGCCUGGAGAGAAGCGGAUA
Messenger RNA from Perognathus longimembris pacificus (Pacific pocket mouse), 6773 nucleotides. RefSeq names its product spalt like transcription factor 3 (gene Sall3). Gene Ontology annotation, molecular function: DNA-binding transcription factor activity, RNA polymerase II-specific; RNA polymerase II cis-regulatory region sequence-specific DNA binding. The coding region runs from base 301 to 4272 and encodes 1323 amino acids. The record is from RefSeq and is a predicted model, not a curated record. The transcript has 3 exons. NCBI's taxonomy places the organism in Eukaryota, Metazoa, Chordata, Mammalia, Rodentia, Heteromyidae. Gene Ontology annotation, biological process: regulation of transcription by RNA polymerase II. Gene Ontology annotation, cellular component: nucleus.